AUGCAUUCCUUUUCUUCUCUUCUGACACUUGCUGUCGCUCUACCUGCGCUGGUCGCAGCUGAGCUUUCUGGCAAAGUCGGACCUACCACAUCUCAUGCCACCAAAGCUGCCGUGAAGACUUGCGAUAUCACCAAAUACGGUGCUGUCGCUGAUGGCAAAACUGAUAUUAGUACUGCUCUCAACAGUGCUUUCAAUGCUUGCAAGACUGGAGGUGUUGUUGUUAUCCCUACUGGCAAUUAUGCCAUGUCUCAGUGGGUCAAGUUAGCCAAUGGCAACAAUUGGGCUUUGCAACUUGAUGGUAUCAUCACCCGUACUGGUACUGAUGGUGGUAACAUGAUUAUGAUUGAGCACAGUGAUAACUUCGAGAUGUUCUCGUCUACUGGUAAAGGAGCCAUUCAAGGAAAUGGAUAUGAAUUCCACAAACAAGGCAGCAUCUCGGGCCCUAGAAUCUUGAGAUUGUGGGAUAUCACCAAUUUUUCUGUUCAUGAUGUUACUCUGGUCGACUCGCCUUCUUUCCACUUUUCCAUUGACACUUGCACGAAUGGUGAAGUUUACAACAUGGCUAUCCGUGGUGGCAAUGAAGGCGGUCUCGAUGGUAUUGACGUUUGGAGCAACAACAUCUGGGUUCACGAUGUCAUGGUCACCAACAAAGACGAAUGUGUUACAGUCAAAAGCCCUUCGAAGAACAUCCUCGUCGAAAACAUCUACUGCAACUGGUCUGGCGGCUGCGGUAUGGGUUCCUUCGGCACCGACACAGACGUCUCCCACAUCACCUACAGGAACGUCUACACCUGGUCCAGCAACCAAAUGUUCAUGCUCAAAUCCAACGGUGGCUCUGGCUCAGUCUCUAAUGUCGUACUCGAGAACUUCAUCGGUCAUGGAAAUGCCUACAGUUUAACUCUUGACGAAGCUUGGUCUUCAAUGAAGACAAUCGCUGGAAACGGUGUUCAACUUUCCAAUUUCCAGAUCUCGAAUUGGACGGGUACGGAGUCAAAGGGUUCUUCCCGCGGUCCCAUCAAAGUCGCUUGCGCGGCAAAAGCACCUUGCCACGAUAUCUCCAUCACUGACUUCAGCAUGUGGACUGAAUCAGGAAACUCACAAUUCUACUCGUGCGAGAAUGCGUACGGCAGCGGCUUUUGUCUCAAGUCUGGAACUAGCUAUGCGUCUUAUCCUGUUACUACGCAAUGGGUUAGCAAGGCUCCUGCUGGGUAUGCUGCUCCCACUAUGGCUGCGGAUCUAAAGACGGCGUUUGGAACUACGCAGAGUAUUCCUAUUCCUACUAUGCCGGCAAGCUUCUUCCCAGGUGUGUUGCCGAUUACUAAGUUGGCUGGUAGUAAGUAG
This is a messenger RNA of Aureobasidium melanogenum CBS 110374, 1341 nucleotides long. Its product is annotated as Rhamnogalacturonase A. The transcript has 3 exons. Gene Ontology annotation, biological process: carbohydrate metabolic process. Lineage: Eukaryota; Fungi; Ascomycota; Dothideomycetes; Dothideales; Saccotheciaceae. The record is from RefSeq and is a predicted model, not a curated record. Gene Ontology annotation, molecular function: polygalacturonase activity. The coding region runs from base 1 to 1341 and encodes 446 amino acids.